Suillus paluster is the source of this 627-nucleotide messenger RNA. RefSeq names its product kinase-like domain-containing protein. Bases 1 to 627 code for a protein of 208 amino acids. The record is from RefSeq and is a predicted model, not a curated record. Gene Ontology annotation, molecular function: protein serine/threonine kinase activity; ATP binding. The transcript has 6 exons. NCBI's taxonomy places the organism in Eukaryota, Fungi, Basidiomycota, Agaricomycetes, Boletales, Suillaceae. Gene Ontology annotation, biological process: peptidyl-serine phosphorylation; intracellular signal transduction.
AUGAAGGAUAUCGACAGGCGCAAGAUGGUGGAGGAGAAAUCAGAAGGCGUUGUUGCAACAGAGCUCAAAGUCUAUCAGCAGAUGGCCUCCUGGGAGAAGGAGUGCAAUGGAAAGGCAUUCCUCAUGCAAUUAGAGAUGUGUUUUUCAACACACAAUAACAUCUAUUUUGUCAUGGACUUGAUGGUUUUUGACCUCCAGAAGCUCAUGGCUGAUGAGCCUGAAUUCAGUUUCGAGAACACUCCUAGAUUGAGUGCUCAGAUGGCCCUUGACAACAUUCUAAUAGAUUCCUGCUACAACGUCAAAAUCACAGAUUUUGGGGUCUCCCAUCUGCACAGGAUGCCUUUGGAACCAGGGGAAGGGUAUAUGUUGGUCUAUGUGGAAUCCCCCGUGUAUAUGGCACCUGAAGUAAUGUUUAACGAGGGUGACAAAUAUGGAUGGGCAGUAGACUGGUGGUCUUUUGGAUGCAUCCUUUAUGAGCUCAUUUCUCCAGGGCACAAGAGGCUCUUCAUCAUGUUGGAUGAGAUAGACGCCUAUAUCAAGUCGUCCACUUCCAAGGUGUUUGAGGAGCUCAACCCAUGCAUGGGUAGCUUAGUGUCGAUGCUGCUCAAACCCAUUGACUGCCUGUGA